CUGUGCUGUCAGUGACGACCGGAAGAAACUUCGCAAAAGAAUGUCGUAAACUCGUACAUAUAACUUAUUGUCUGUCAGACAAAAGUUGAAAAAAUGUGUAUUUCGUAAUCUCUAUGCAAGUUUAUACUAUUUAUAUUGUGUGUAGGUAGUCGAUAAUGUGGAAAGUGAGUUUGUUUGUGUUUACAGCGAUAAUAAUAGUGGCGCGGGCGCAGGAUGACGAAGGACCCUACAGAGGGAAGCUCAUCGGACAUCUCAACACGUACCAUCACCAAGUGUCAGGAGACGUGUUUGCGGUAGAUGACCACACCAUACUGCUAGUGGACUUCAACUAUGAUGGCACUGGAGAGGAUACCUUCUUCUGGGCCGGGGACUCGGGCCGGCCCGGACCUCAAGGGUUCAUAGUGCCCAAUGAGCAUGGAAACACCAACAUUCUCGAGCGCUACCACGACGCGGAGGUCCGGCUGUCGCUGCCGGAGGGCAAGCGGCUGUCGCGCUUGAAGUGGGUGGCCGUGUACGACCUCGGCAGCCAGAACGCGUUCGGAGACGUGUUCGUGCCGGACGAGUUCGAGGCGCCGGCGCCCAAGACCAUCGGCCCACUGGCCGCCGUCAACGCCGGCAGCGCGCCGCCGGUCGCCAGCCAACCCAUCAGGGUGCUCGACGCUGUCACUUUGCUAAUCCCUGAGUUCCGCUACGACGGCAGCGGCGAGGAGGUGUACUUCUGGAUUGGCAGCGGCGCGCAGCCCUCCAACAACGGCAGGAAGAUCCCCGACGAGGAUGGAUACCUGGAGCCGCUCCGGCAGUACGCGGCGGAAGACGUGGUGCUGCGGCUGCCGGGCGCACUCACCGUGUUCGCCGCGGACUGGGUCGCGCUGUGGGACGCGCGCGCGCGCCGCGCACUCGGCGCCGCGCUGCUGCCUGCGGACCUCAACGUGCCGCCCGCGCCUGCGCAUGCGCAUCUCUACCGAUCUUCCCUUCCGAACUGCCGCCAGCUGCACAGAGACUAUCAAGUGUCGUGGGAAGUGUUCGGAAAUCAGAUCACUAUCGAGCUUGCCGCUAAGAUAUCUGAGCAGGACUACAUGUCGUUCGGCAUCUCGGGCAGCGCCGGCCGCAGCUCAAUGCUGGGCGCGGACGUGGCGGUCGCGCGCUACUCCGCCAGCGACCGGAGGGGGCACGCUGCGGACUACAACAUCACUGCGCUGGCGCCGUGCGUGCACGUACUAGGACAAUGGGUGGGCGUAUGCCGAGAUACGAAGCUGGGUGGAUUGGAUUCCAAUCAGGUGUUCAGCGCGGAUCGGGUGGACGGAGUCACCCGGGUGUCUUACCGCCGGACGCUUAGGCCAGAGGACAGCAUGGACCUGGAGUGGCUGACGUCAUCGCCCGCGCACGUGGUGUGGGCGCUGGGGCCGCUGGACGCGACCGGGGAGCCCGCCUACCACCGUGUCUACCCGCGGGCUGACGUCUCUCUGAAGCUGGUGCGGGAGGCCAGCGACCCGCCCGCCUUGGCUAACGACUGCUUCCCGUUCUCGCUGAGCGCGCCGCCGCCGGUCCAGCCGUGGGACACGGCGGAGCUGUUCGACCCCGCGCUGCGCACCUUCUGGUUCCGGCUGGGGCCCGCAGCGGGCGCCCGGGGCGCUGGCCGGGGGCGCCGUCCAGCGCCCCCGCUCGUGUGGUACGUCAACGGCCAGCUAGCGCCCGACCUGCAGCUGCGGCGGGGGCUAGUGUACAGCUUCAAGGUGCUGGGCGGCAACGACCCGCACUCGGCGAGCGAGUACCACCCGCUGAUAGUGACGGCGGACGCCGCGGGCGGGCUGGAGCGGCUCAGCGAGCGCCAGCAGCGCGCGCAGCGGGUGCUGGCGGGCGUCCACAGCCCGCGCCGCGGCCGCCUCGCGCCCACCGCCGCCGGCGCCAAGUGCGUCGGGACCAGGCCCGCCGACGCCGACCCGCGUCGCGACGCAUCGUUCGCGUCGUUCCGCGCGUUCAACCGCACGCUGACGUGGCGCUGCGACGGACUCGCGCCCGCGGACCUCACGAUCGCGCCCGACUCCUCCUGGCCCGACAUCGUCUACUACAACUCCUUCACGCAUAACGACAUGGGCGGCCGCAUCUUCAUAGUGGACCGGCACCGCCGCGACAUCGCGCGGCGCGGAGCUGCGUCCGCCGCGCGGCCGUCGCCCGCCGUCGCGCUCGCGCUGCUGAUAUCAUCAUUGCAGAUGCUUAUUUUGAAUGUUGCGACAAAUGUUUAAGAACAAAUAUUUUACCUAUAUACUCAUUUUUAUCUCAUAUUUUUAUACACAUCAUUGUGAAAAUCACAAUUUUUUAUUUUUUAUAAAUUUUGUAGUUUUCUACGUAAGUUAAGUGUAAAUAAUGUAUAAAAGAAUCAUAUUUGUAUAUUGUGACUGUUUCCGUCCGAACUAAGGCUAGUGUAGAUUGAUUCAAUAGGUAUUUUGUAAAUCUUCGAUGAAAAGGGAACUGUGGUAAUUCAACACCAACCAAAUUACAAGCAAAAUGUUCUCUUGCUAUCUAAGGAUAGCUCAAAAAAUGGGUGCUAAUUCGUUAAUUAAAAUCAUCAAGGACGUAAA
Plodia interpunctella (Indianmeal moth) is the source of this 2579-nucleotide messenger RNA. RefSeq names its product knickkopf (gene knk). Lineage: Eukaryota; Metazoa; Arthropoda; Insecta; Lepidoptera; Pyralidae. The transcript is spliced from 14 exons. The record is from RefSeq and is a predicted model, not a curated record. The coding region runs from base 156 to 2243 and encodes 695 amino acids.